CUGAACGUUUUCCCUCAUUUGUUGGAUUCAGGUCAGAAUCUCCUCCUUCACACUUGGAGUGUGCUCCUCUAAUAAGUAUAUCGAGGCAAACUGAAAGCAUACCAGAUGCAUUUGAGUCAGAAGCCAAGCUUCAAAGGAGACCUUUGUCAUCUGAUUCUGAGUCAGAGUGUAGGUCUAUAUCACCUGUGUCUCUGACUUUCAUUUUCAAAUCAACAUUCCCUGAAUCUGUUGGUUCUCCAAAUGAAUUCAGAGUGCUCUCCCCAGAUUCUCCAAUUCCAGAGUUUAGGAAAGCACUACAGGAAUCCAUAAAUAGAUGCUGUGAGCUUAGAUCUUCUUCCCCAGAGACAGUGUCAUCAGAUUUGGAGGUGGAAAUGAAUUGGGGGGUGACGUGGUGUGAGGAACAGUGUCUAUCUCCUGACUCUGUAGCCUUAGGUAGUGAAUACAAAAAUCUUCCAGCUGAUUCUCCAGUACCUGACUUUAGACAACUUUUCUCAGUUGCUCAUGUUGAUUACAGUUGUUACAGGGCAUCAUCACCUGAAUCCAAUCAUUCAGAUUUGGAUUUUGCUCCUUUCAUUUCUCAGCUGUUUGAAGAUGAAGUUAAAGAAAGACCAAAUUCCCCAGAGUCAAAUCUGUCUUUGCAUGAAUACCAACAUUUAUUCCCAGACUCACCAAUACAUCAAUACACACACACAGAGGAAAACACAUUAAUAUGUGGCUCUGCAUCUCCUGUGUAUUCAGAUGAGGAGUUAGAGAUAGAGUUUUGUAAGUCCUGGCUUAUUGAGGAUAGAGGAGCAUCUUCUGGUUCACCAUUUGAAUCUGAAUUCAGACCAGACUCCCCCAUUCCUGAUUUUACUCAGGUGCUACAAGAGUCCUCCAAUUCACACUUAGCUUUAAGUUUUUCAUCCCUAACCUCACUAUCUUCAAAUGAAGAAACCAAUUUAGAAUUGGACAUAUCUGUGCCUUGUCUUUUUGAAGGCCGAGCAGUAACUCCUGGUUCUUCAAUAUCACAAGACGAAUUGAGGCCAGACUCGCCCAUUCCUGAAUUUACACGUAAUCGUGCUGAAAUAUGUCACAUGAAUGUAAUGUUUUCAUCUUCUGAGUCAUUGGCUUCAGACAAAAAUUUGGAGAUUGAUUUGUGUACAACUUGGCUUUUUGAAGACAGAGCGACAUCUCCUGGUUCAACAACAUCCAAAGAAGAGUUUGAUGCUCUUUCAUCAGAUUCUCCCAUUUUCACACUUACUCAAAUACCAGAAAAAUCCAUAGUUUCACUCUUUGUUUCAAGGUCUACUUCACCAGAAUCAGUGUAUUCAGAUUUGGAAAUGGAAUUAUCUUCCUCUCUGAUGAUAGAUGAUUGCCCCCUAUCACCUCUAUCCCUAACACCUCAAAGUCAAUAUGGAUUGCUUUCUCCAGAUUCACCUGUUCCUGACUUUACUUUUCUGGACUUUUCUGACAGUCAUCAUAAGAGAAGUUACAACAGGUCAUCAUCAAUUGAAUCAGAGGCUUCAGAAGUUGAAUAUGCCCCUUUAAUUUCACAGACUUUAGAUUUUGAGGACAGUGUAGAAUACUUCCCAUCAGGACAGUCAGAUGAUGAGCUUGGAUGUUUGUCUCCCAACUCUCCUUUACCUCUGUACCCCAUAGCCUUAUCUUCCAAUGUAAUGGUCAGAUACAGGUCCACUUCUCCUGAGUUUGAGUUCUUGGAGGAAGAUGUGGAGACUGAUUUGUGUAUGACUUGGUGUUUUGGAGUCCGAGCAGAAUCUCCUUGUUCAAGAAUAUCCAAAGAAGAGCUGAGACCACUUUCGCCAGAUUCACCUAUUCCCAUAUUUAGGCAACAGGACUCCAUAAUACCUAACUUGGAACUAAGGUCCACGUCACCUGAAUCAGUGUUUUCAGAUUUAGAAAUGCCGUCAGAGUUUCCAAGCUUAACUGAAAGUAGAUCUUCUUCCCCAGAAUCUUUAACAUCAAUCAGGCUUUCACCUGAUUCUCCUCUACAUGACCUGGUGCAGCCAGUGUUUGAACUACCCAAGGCAAUUUUUAGAAGUAGGUCGAUAUCCCCUGAGUCAACUUGUUCAGAGGUUGAAUAUAUUGUUUUAAGCCUGGGGUCAUUAUUGUAUGACAACAGACAAUCUUCUCCAAGUUCAGGAGGUGUUUCAUCUGGUGAUGAAAACCGGGCACAGUCUCCAGACUUGAUAAGAUCUGAUUACAAAGAAGCAGUGCGAGAACAUGUUAUAGUAAAUGUUGGCUAUAGAUCACCGUCCCCUGAGUCUGUUGACUCAGAUGUUGAGUAUGCUUUAGGUGAACUUUUGAUAACAAUGGGAUUUGGUGUUGAACAUAGGAAAGAUUCUCUUCUGUCGAUAGAGUCACAGAUUCAAGACAGGUCAUUUUCAACUGAGUCCAUACCAGAAUUCAAAUCCAUGUCACCUGGUGAAUUGAUGUCACUUACAAGCAAUAGAAGUGAAUCUCCAGAGUCAAUUGAGGAAAACACAAGAUUAUCACCAGACUCACCGCUUCCUUCUUUUACUCAGAAUGUACUUGAGACUGUAAUACAGGAAACAUACACUAGGGCUUCAUCCCCCGAGUCUCUGCUGUCAGAUACUGAAUAUUACUUGGUAUAUUAUUCAUUUGACAAAGGGCUUGAAGACAAAAGAACAGUGUCACCUCAGUCAGAAAGGUCAGAUAUUGAAUAUCCUCCUGAAUCUCCAGUAUCUGAUUUUACUCAGACAUUUGUGGAAUCUGCUGUGAUUGUAACAAGCUAUCCAUCAAUAGAAUUUUCAUAUUCUGAUGAAAUGUCACAGUUAUCAAUACCAUUUUAUGCAGAAGCGAGGACAUAUUCACCAGAAUCAUUGGAGUCAGAGAAAGAAGAGCAUUUAGCACCCAAAUCAUCACUGGUUGAAACCAGUGAUUGCACUGUUUCAAAAACAUCAGUUGAGCCUUUCCCACCUGCCACUGUACCUCAGUACAGUCUUGUUUAUGACGCUGAGCUAUGGAAGUUGAUUUCUCAGGUACGAGAUCCUCAGUAUGCAGGAGAAACCUUUAGUAGUAAAACAGCUUUCAUGCAGUUUAUUCGUAACAAAGAUACACGUGAAAGGAAUGUUACAAAUAAUCAACAGGACAAUAGAAUAAAAAACAAAAAUGACAAAGAUCGAUCAUCUUUAUUAAAACAUUCAGAAGUUACUCAUCAGUUCUCUGCUACAGAAACAAAAAGAGCAAUGAACAACACACAACUGACAGAAUCACCACGUCCAAUGAUUGAACACAUUUUAUCAGGAACAGCUCUUUACAAGCAGCUAGAGCUUGAAUCAUCAGAGACACAGUUGUGGUAUAAUCCUUUGCUAUCUACCUCAGUAUCUGACAAAGAGAGCAAUAAUCUCUACAGAUCUCCAGAAUGUCUCAGUCCAAAUUUACCGGAGGUGGAAGACACUAGAGUAUCACCCGAAUCUGCAAAAUCUGUCAGUGAAUUUGGGCCCCUCUCACCAGAUGCCACAUUACCAGAACAGAGGUUGGCAUUGUCCGAAUGUGUCAAGUAUCUCAGAACUACAUCAUCUCCUAAAUCUAAAGCUUCAGAUCUUGAUUUAUUGCAACUGAAUCCAGACUUUUUAGAAUUCAGGCCUUCAUCUCCAGAAUUUGCUCUGUCUGAGAAUCAGGAUGAGAGUCAGAGGCCUUUGUCAUCUCAGUCACUGCCUGAGUACAGACCUGUGUCUUUCCAGUUAGCCAUGUCUGACCAAAGAGCAUCAACUCCAGAAACCGUUUCAGAAUGGGUUCAGAAUAGGUCACUUUCUCCAGACUCUCCCAUCCCUCAGUUUGCUCCGAUACCGCAGGUUUACCCUGUGAGGCAUUUCAUCUUAAGCUCCUCCUCAGAUUCUGAAUCCAGUGAUUCUGCUGAUAUGUCAGAUGGAAACACUAGCCGACCCUCCUCACCUGAAUCCAUUUCAUCCAUCAAUGAGUUCAGUUGGUUAUUGCCUGAUUCGCCAGUUCCUGAAUUUAUGAGAAUUGUAUCUUCUUAUUUUAUGGAUCCUACUUCCUAUGAUAGAUCACCCUCACCUGUGUCUUUGUCAUCAGACUCUGAGUUUGUAGCCUUACCCGUUGAAUGUUGGACUGAUGAUAACCCCAGACCUCUGAGCCCUGCAAGCCUUGAAUCUGAGAAGACAUUUUGUUUUGAUGAUGAGGUCAGUUCAGAGGUUUCACCCCACAUGAGUGAUGAUGUGUCAUCAUCACUCAUUAAAUCUGCUAAAGAACAUUGCCCUCAUCUGCAACAAAUGACAGAAUCCAAGUCAAAAUUCUGGAUAUGCAAAGAAGAAAUUUUCCACAGAUCAAAAGCAGAUGAAGAUGCCAGAGAAUACUUGUCUCCAAAGCCAUCAACAGCUAAAGAUGCAAAACAAAAGGAAACAAAGACCCAACAAAAAAGUGGUGAAGAACUACAGGGCAAACCAGGCCAUCAUAGGGUUCCCCCAGACUUUCGAACAUUUGAUACCCAGAGCAACCAGUUUCCUGUCACAGCAGCAACAAAUGGUGGCAGUAAAACUACAGAGCUGUUCUUUGAUGAUAAGCCAAUCACAUCAGAUCCCAUACUCCCACCUGACCAGACUUCAUACAACACACACCGAACUGUUCCUCCUGUACUGUCUGUUCUUGAGAAAGCUUCAAGUUUAAAGUCCCAUGUGUCCAGACAGAAUCCAGACACAUGUGACUUUAUGCAAGUUCAGUCCAAUGAACCUUUUUCACCCAAGUCAGAUGAGUUUUUGCUACCAACUGAUUAUAAGACAAUAUUUUCAAGUCAACAAGCCUUGGGAGUUUCUGAAUGUGGCCAAGCAUUCUCCGAUGAUUUGAGUCCAGUGUCUCCGGUGUUUAGUGGUCCCAGCUCAGCACAAUUUGCCUCUCAAGAUACCGUCAGCGAAGAGUCAGAAGUCACCAAAGACUUUACAUUUUCUCUAGGCUUUAGGAGAGUCCUCUCUGAAUUCGAGAGAACAGCAUCAGAAUUUGAACCAAACACUACAACCAACCGACAAAAGAUAUCAAGUGAGGUUGCCAAGUCUCCACAUCCAUCAGAUUCAGAGCUAGAAUUCUUUGACUGCCAACAAGACUUUUUUGAACCAGAAGAUGUGAUGCCAGAAGAUGAGAUAACUUAUUAUUCUGAGCACUCUCCAAUAAACCCAAGAAGUAGUUCAGAUAUGGGCCUACUGAAAGUCCACCCUGAGCACACCACUCAACGUUUUCUUCAAGUAGAACCUAAAAGGCAACUGUCUUCUGGCAGUGAAAGUCUUGGUGAAUUUGCUUAUGAUUCAGAUGUUUCACGGGAGUGUUCUGCAGAGAGUGGCUUUCCCAUUUGUGAGCAGCUUCUAUCUAGAGAUCAAGCUGGGUAUUACGAUGAUGAUGACUUCCUGGGAAUGGUAAGAGGAUGAGCAUGAGCACUGGUUUCUGACUUGCCUAGUUUCAGAUUGCUGCUGCACACAAGAUGUAGAAAAAAACCUAGAUUGAUUUUAUGAAACUGAUGUGCACAAGAGCAUAAACUUAAAAGGCAAAGAUGUUUCUGCUGUGAAGAAGUAUUUGCAGUUGUUCACUUUGAUGCACAGUUGAGAUUAACAAGCUGCUCUGAAGAGUUCUACUACAUGCACCACUGUUUGCAUCAAUUGGUGUGUGCGCAUGUUGUUUCCCCCCUUAGUGUCAAAAAUGAAAACACUGAAUAGUUCAUUUCUUUCUCCCAUUUGACAUUUCAAUUCAUCAUCAUGAGCAGUAGAUAAGCUGGCUCUUAUUGCUGCAUGUUUGUUUUAGUUGAACAUUGUUGCUUUAUUGUGCCUUCUCUUCAUCUCACAUCACUUUUAUGUACAGCAUUUUGAAUUUAUUUCCCUUACAAGGACAGAAGAGUGUGAGGUUAAGAGAAAAGCCUAAGCAUGGGUUGCCUGUAGCAGUUUGUUGUAGUACUACUGUAGAACACAUGACAUUCACCCAUGCUGGUUGUGUGCUGU
Poecilia latipinna (sailfin molly) is the source of this 5960-nucleotide messenger RNA. RefSeq lists its product as uncharacterized. Bases 372 to 5396 code for a protein of 1674 amino acids. The record is from RefSeq and is a predicted model, not a curated record. Lineage: Eukaryota; Metazoa; Chordata; Actinopteri; Cyprinodontiformes; Poeciliidae. The transcript is spliced from 2 exons.